AUGGUGACAUCACAGUAUUCGAAACUUCAGAGAUUAAGAAUCGACUUCGAGUAUUGCCAGCUACUUAGUCUCACCAAUUGUCGAGAGCUAGUCUCAUUGCAGCUGGCAGGCUUUUCGGAGACCAGCGCUCUUCACACUGCAGAGGUUUUGAGUGGAUUGAACUCACUGGACAGCCUUUCCAUCAUCGGACCUCCCAGAGGGCUGCGAAUACGACCAGGUCCUGGAGACCAAAGCAAAAUCGUCCAGUCUAUUGACCAUCAUGUCCUAAAUCGAAUCCGGCCUUUGAAGCGCCUAGUGAUCAAAGAGGGAGCCGACGCAAAAUUUGGUCAUGUCUUUCUCACAACUAGGAUGCUGGGGAGCCUGUACGACCGCCACAGUCAAAGCCUGCGCAUGCUCUAUAUAUCCUCAAGUCUCACACCUGACACGGCAUUUACAACGUUCCUGGAAGUACUACUCAUGGAGGCCCCGAAUAUCCGCGAACUCUCACUCACCUGGCCCUCCAUGCAAGUGGCCUUUGUCGAAUGCGUUCCUGCCUCCGUACAGAGACUUUCACUCCUGGUGUCUUCACACACUGAAGCUCAGGCCUUCGUCGACCGGCUGCAAGCCAUUCGGUAUCGCCUGCCAUAUCUCAGACACAUCAGGUUCGAAGUCAAGAACGCCCAUAAUGGAACAGGCAACGCACCAGUCAUGGCACCGUUUGUGCUGCCAUCGCCAGUCGACACGAUUGAAAAGCCACCAAAAUACACCAUUCCGUUCCCAUUCAUGCUCCCCAUCCAAAAUCUGUGCUUGUAA
Molecule: messenger RNA, 792 nt
Organism: Exophiala bonariae
Lineage: Eukaryota; Fungi; Ascomycota; Eurotiomycetes; Chaetothyriales; Herpotrichiellaceae
Exons: 1
Coding region: 1-792 (263 amino acids)
Source: RefSeq, a predicted model, not a curated record